Chionomys nivalis (European snow vole) is the source of this 4710-nucleotide messenger RNA. It is a transcript of the gene Psmd12, whose product is annotated as proteasome 26S subunit, non-ATPase 12. The record is from RefSeq and is a predicted model, not a curated record. The coding region runs from base 91 to 1461 and encodes 456 amino acids. Gene Ontology annotation, cellular component: nuclear proteasome complex; proteasome regulatory particle, lid subcomplex; cytoplasm. NCBI's taxonomy places the organism in Eukaryota, Metazoa, Chordata, Mammalia, Rodentia, Cricetidae. The transcript is spliced from 11 exons.
CUGCCUGAGUGGAAGUGCGGGCGGCUUCCGGUGUGAGUGACGAGUGGUGGCCGAAGCUGGGGUACAGCAGGGAACGUUUAGGUAGAGACCAUGGCGGACGGCGGCUCAGAGCGGGCCGAUGGGCGCAUCGUGAAGAUGGAGGUGGACUACAGCGCCACGGUGGAUCAGCGCCUGCCCGAGUGCGAGAAGCUGGCCAAGGAAGGACGGCUUCAAGAAGUCAUUGAAACUCUUCUCUCUCUGGAAAAGCAGACCCGAACUGCCUCUGAUAUGGUGUCCACAUCCCGCAUCUUGGUUGCUGUAGUGAAAAUGUGUUAUGAGGCUAAAGAAUGGGACUUACUUAAUGAAAAUAUUAUGCUUUUGUCAAAACGGCGGAGUCAGUUAAAACAAGCUGUUGCAAAAAUGGUUCAGCAGUGCUGUACUUACAUAGAGGAGAUCACAGACCUCCCUGUCAAGCUGCGACUGAUUGAUACUCUACGGAUGGUUACGGAAGGAAAGAUUUAUGUCGAAAUUGAGCGUGCGCGACUGACUAAAACCUUAGCAACUAUAAAGGAACAAAAUGGUGAUGUGAAAGAGGCUGCUUCCAUCCUUCAAGAGUUACAGGUGGAAACCUAUGGGUCCAUGGAGAAGAAGGAGAGAGUGGAGUUUAUUCUGGAGCAGAUGAGACUCUGCCUAGCUGUGAAGGAUUAUAUUCGCACACAGAUCAUUAGCAAAAAAAUUAACACCAAAUUUUUCCAGGAAGAAAAUACAGAGAAAUUAAAAUUGAAGUACUAUAACUUAAUGAUUCAGCUGGACCAGCACGAGGGGUCCUAUCUGUCGAUUUGUAAACACUACAGAGCCAUCUAUGACACGCCCUGCAUUCAGGCCGAGAGUGAGAAGUGGCAGCAGGCUCUGAAAAGCGUUGUUCUGUAUGUCAUCCUGGCUCCUUUUGACAAUGAGCAGUCAGAUUUGGUUCACCGGAUAAGUAGUGACAAGAAGCUGGAAGAAAUUCCCAAAUACAAGGAUCUACUGAAGCUUUUUACCACAAUGGAGCUGAUGCGCUGGUCCACGCUGGUCGAGGACUAUGGGGUGGAGCUACGGAAGGGUUCUCCUGAGACCCCGGCAACUGACGUUUUCAGCUCUACAGAAGAAGGUGAAAAAAGGUGGAAAGACUUGAAGAACAGAGUCGUGGAACAUAACAUCAGGAUUAUGGCCAAGUACUACACUCGGAUAACAAUGAAAAGGAUGGCACAGCUUCUGGACCUCUCUGUGGAUGAGUCAGAGGCGUUCCUCUCGAAUCUAGUCGUUAACAAGACCAUCUUUGCUAAAGUAGACAGGUUGGCUGGAGUCAUCAACUUCCAGAGACCCAAGGAUCCAAAUAAUUUAUUAAAUGACUGGUCUCAGAAACUGAACUCGCUGAUGUCUCUGGUUAACAAAACGACACACCUCAUAGCCAAGGAGGAGAUGAUACACAACCUACAGUGAGGCUGGAUGCUUUUAGAAAAGACACAGUUGGGGUCAUUAAAAAGAAAGACUGUUUUCAUGGUGUAUAUGCUGGUUUUUUCUUACUCUUCGCUUUUUUCUAAAAUUUUAAGAUAGUGAAUGUGUUUGAGCCCCCUCUGCCUUUUCCUCUCCCUGGUUUUAUGUUAACUCUGCUUUGCAAUUGGUAGAAAGAUGUUCCACAUUUUCAGUGUCUGAAGACGAAAGGUUUGUGUCUCAGCUCACUUGAGUAAGUUCCUGCCAUCUGUUUUUAUUCACCUGACAACUACAUGGCAAUAAAAAUAGGGUGUGUGUUGGCUCCUGAAGUUGCCUCUGCUUGGAGGGAUGGUGAUUUAACAAAUGUUUAUAAAUAAUCGUGUCAUAGCUGUUGAUGACUUACUAGAAUAAAAACCAACAUAGAACAUGGAAGGAUCUUGUGCAUGGAGAUGUACUUUGUGUUUUGGUACUAUGGCAGGAAGUAUGGCCAAAGUGCAUUUGGAGUCCUCUCACAGAACACAAAUAAGAGUUCUGUCCCUCAGCCUUCACUCUGUGGUAGAGGAUGAAGACCGUGAGCUUAGGCCUCUCCUUCCUCUCCUCCGUAAAUACUAGGAUUGCUGGUGCUGCAAUUGAACCCUGGGCUAGCAUGCUAAGCAAGCACUACACAGCUCAGCUUCAUCUCCAAUCCCAUAAUCAAAUGUCAAUCACUGUACUUUGAUUAUACUGUGCCCCUCCUACUUGUUUGCUUUCAGGUUUGUUUUGAGGUGGUCUUAUGUAGUCUAGGCUGACCUGAAAUUAGAUGUGUCAUGGUUGAUGACCUUAGACUCCCAAUUUUCCUGCUGCCUCCACCUCCCAGGAGCUAGGCUUCAGGUGUGCACUCUUAAGCCCAGCUUGACCAGUUUUUAACCAAGGAGAUGAAGCCACAUUGGCACAGGCCGUUUCCUGUUAGUUAUCUUGGUGGUGCUUUGUGGUAGGGCUCUUCAUCCUUUCCCCGCACUUCCUUUGUAUGAACUUAAGUUUGGCACCGCCGGGCGGUGGUGGCGCACGCCUUUAAUCCCAGCACUCGGGAGGCAGAGGCAGGCGGAUCUCUGUGAGUUCGAGGCCAGCCUGGUCUACAAGAGCUAGUUCCAGGACAGGCACCAAAGCUACAGAGAAACCCUGUCUCGAAAAACCAAAAAAAAAAAAAAAAAAGUUUGGCACCUACGUCUUUUUGUUGCACCUGAAGUUCAGCCCAGAGCCUCACACGUGUGGUAAGUGCUUACCCAUGAACUAUAACUCUGGCCUUAGGUUUUCACCUUUUUGUGUGUGGACAGAGUCUCACUAAGUUGUUCGGGCUAGCCUUUAGCUCACUCUAGCCCAGCAAUCCUUGAACUUGGAAUCCUGCAUAAACUGGCCAAGGAUUAUAGGCCUGUGCCACCAGACAGGUCCCACGAAAUGUCACUCUUGUGUAGCUGCUUCCAGGCUUCAUGUCUGGUUCUGUCCUUAACAUUCCAAAUUCAUUAUCUCUGUAGGAUCUUCAGUUCCAUGACCUGGUUCUAGAUAAUCUAAUUGCUUUUUAUUACUUUAGAAUGACGGAAAGGCUUAAGGCCACCCUCAGUAAACAUUAUGGUUUAAGGGUUUUUUUUUAAUAGCAUUGAGACAAAAGUAGUUUUACUGUCAACAUCUGAGAUGAAUUAGUAUAAGCAAUUUUUGGAAGUUUUUUUUAUUUCAGAGAAAAUAGAAAAAUGAAACAGUGUUAGAAAGUUUUUUUUUUUAUGAAGGAAUUAUGACAUGGUUUUUUAAAAAGUCCAAAUUAGAAAAACAUACUCUAGUUAUGGCAUUUCUCGUCAUAUCCCAUUUAUGGUCACCAGAUUGUCCUAUUUCAUGAUCCCACAGUUAAGGACAGUUGUGGGUUCUCUGUGGUAUUUCUGUCCUGAGUCAUUGUGUCACAUACCAAAGUAAUCUGAUUAGUUCUUGGGAAAUUAAUGCUUUGGUAAUGUCAAUAUCUUAUGUCAUUUAUCUUUUAUAAAGCAAAAUUGGCAAUUUGAGAGACUCCAGGAGCCUACUAAGCUCCUACUAUGCAGCACUAAGGUACUGGCUUUAGUUUUCAUUUGCGUGAAACGGCUGUAAAUCACUUCGCAUUGCUGACUCUCAUCAGCAAGUUGGAACUGGUUGAUGACAUCUAGCUUCAUCUGUCUGGAGGUACUCAACACUGAAAGCCUUGCCAACCCUCAGCUGGCCAGCUAUGUGUGACAAUUUGGCACCGUUUGUAACUAAAAAUUGGUAAGCUGCUCUUACAUGACUUGCAGCUUUCUGUCAAAUAGUAAGCAGUUACCAGUUUAAAAAAAGUUCAUUAGCAGAAGGUCAUCAAAAUUUGAGAUUUUGGACAGGCCACACAUGGUAGAAGGAGAGAACUGAGUCUUUUUUUUUAAGAUUUAUUUAUUUUAUUAUGUUUACAACAUUCCUUCCAUGUGUGCCUACAGGCCAGAAGAGGACACCAGAUCUCAUUAUAGAUGGCUGUGAGCCACCAUGUGGUUGCUGGGAAUUGAACUCAGAACCUCUGAAAGAGCAGCCAGUGCUCUUAACCGCUGAGCCGUCUCUCCAGCCCCGAGAACUGAGUCUUUCAAGUCAUCUGACAACACACACUGUGGCACAUGCACACAAAUGUUUAAAAAAAUGGUUUUCAGUUUUAGUUGUUCAGAAUCUAAAUCCCUUCUAUAUUGGUCCAGAGUCUAGCUUGUCUACAGAGUGAAUUCUAGGACAGCCAAGGCUACAGAGAAACCCUGUCUCAAAAACGCAAAGCGUUUUAGUUUAAAUAUGAGCACACUAUAGCAGGGUUGCUGUCACUUCCUCUAACGUCUUUAAUGAGUCAGUUCGUGUUUUCAUAUAGUUCAGGUUUUUAUUUUAGAGUCUAAUAGCUGUUUCUGUAGUCACAACCUUCAAUUAAUAUGUGAUUAUUAUCUAGUCAUUGAAAAAUAUGAUCUUCAAAAAUCAUAGUUACGAGCUGGGUGGUGGUGGCGCACGCCUUUAAUCCCAGUGCUCGGGAGGUAGAGGCUGGUGGAUCUCCGUGAAUUCAAGGCCAGCCUGAUCUACAGAGCUAGUUCCAAGAUAGGCUCCACAGCUACAAAGAAAUCCUGUCUCGAAAAACCAAAAAUGAAAGCCAUAGUUAUAUCUUGGGUAGUAAAUAUAUAAAAGUACAUAUUUAAGUUUGUUCAACUUCUGGAUACAGCAGCAAUAAAAACACUAACUUGUGGAUUUUUAAGAAAACCCAGAGAAUAA